UCAGUCAAGAUGAAGAAGCUCCUGCUGACGCUCGCAGCUGUAAGCCUAGUCUCGGCGCAAACCUCCAACGGAUUUGGAUACGAAUUACUUCUUGGUGCGUUCGACCAACUAGAACAAGAUCUUCAGAAUACCAACGAAAAACUAUUGCAAGCUUUCUCGGGAAGGUCCGGUCCGAGAUUCAAUGCUAUCAACGAAGUACCCUCGUGCAAGGACACCAGCACCAACGUCAGUGGUGUGUACCGAAUCAAUCCGGAACUGGCAACGCUAGCUCCCUUUCUAGUGUACUGUGACCAUACCGUGGAGGACGGUGGAUGGACAGUGAUCCACCGGCGGUUCGACGGGACGUUAAAUUUUAACCGAAACUGGGCCGAAUACAGACAAGGCUUCGGAAACCUACAGAGCGAGUAUUGGCUAGGAUUGGAAAAGAUGCAUCAGAUAAGUCGCAGUGGAAACUACGAACUGUUGGUAGUUCUUAAGAGUUUCAACGGAACAACGAAAACUGCUCGCUACGAUCGAUUCUCGGUGGCAAGUGAGUUCGAACAGUACAGGCUCAACCUGGGUCGAUUUGUGAACGGCGAAGCCAGGGACAGUUUGAGUGCAAUCAACGGGAUGAAGUUUUCCGCUGUGAAUCGGGAUAAUGACGUUGGUGAUGGGAAUUGUGCGAUCACCCAUUCCAGCGGAUGGUGGCAUAAGGAGUGCUUCGAGGCGAAUUUGAACGGCAUGUACCAGAAAGGAAAAGUUUUUAAAACCAUGUCUUGGUACUAUUUCAACAAUACCCACGAUUGUUUGCAGGAGGCACGAAUGCUCAUUCGACCAUCGUAAAGUGUGUUUGGAUAAUUGUACAGUGAAAUGUUUAUAAGUGUAUUAAAUGCAGUACAAACUGCAGCUCGACGAGAAGUGUUUCUUGUUAUAACACUAAUAGACAGUUUCGACAUUCAAAUGGAAUUCCCAUUUCACAGCAAGCAAAUCUAAGGGAAUAGAUUAUAGACACACCCAUGAUCUGAGAAUUGCAUGUGCCAAUUGAAAAAUCAAAACACGUAGCUGAUGGGAGAUGUAAAUGAAGAAUUCGAAUUGAUAAAGAGGUUUUCCCCAUGGCAA
This is a messenger RNA of Topomyia yanbarensis, 1098 nucleotides long. Its product is annotated as angiopoietin-related protein 1-like. The record is from RefSeq and is a predicted model, not a curated record. The coding region runs from base 10 to 822 and encodes 270 amino acids. The transcript has 3 exons. Lineage: Eukaryota; Metazoa; Arthropoda; Insecta; Diptera; Culicidae.